Molecule: messenger RNA, 4347 nt
Organism: Adineta steineri
Lineage: Eukaryota; Metazoa; Rotifera; Eurotatoria; Adinetida; Adinetidae
Source: the annotation of a GenBank genome assembly
AUGGUUGAACCCGAACAAAAAGAUAAUGCAAACAAUCUUGAAGAUACAGUUCGCAAUCUUCGAGAAGAAAAUGCUAAAUUAUUACAAUUACUACGUUCUCAAGGACUUUUAUUUGAUCAAGUCGAUGAAAAAUCAAAUGAAUUAUCAAAUAUAACAUUCGAUAAUUCUGAUAUAAAUUUAACAACAAAUUCUAUCAAUACAACAAAUCAAAUAACUCAUCAACAUGUCAAUAAUCAUGGUCCAAUAAAUCAACAAAAUUAUUCCGGUCAAAUUAUUCAUGGUAAUCAAUCAAAUAUUACACCUAAUUUUAAUACAGUUAUUCAAACAACAAGUCAACCAUUUGUACAAAAUAAUUCGAAUACACUUGUACAAAAUAAUACCAAUUUAAUACAACCAAUAAAUUUAGUCAAUUUUAAUAAUGUUAGUUUAGAUUCUUUACAUUCAUUUUUUGCUUCACAAAAUAAUCUCGUAUAUUUGUCUCAAACAUCUUCAUCAUCAUCAACAACAACAACAACGACAACGACAACAUCAAAUAUAAAUGUUAAUAAUGAAUCUGAACAACAUCAACAAAUAUCAAUUCGACCAAAACCAUCUAUUAUUCCACAACAUCAAGAAAUAACAUCUGUUUUACCAAAAAUUAAUGAAAAUAUAUCCAGACAAUUAUCAUCAUCAUCAACAUCAACAAAUAGUGAAACAACUAACUUACUUGAUAAUGAUUUAAAUCAUAAACAACCAAGACCUAUUCGACCUAAACCAUCGUCCAGGACUAAUUCUAUACAGAACUAUGCUCCUGUUGUUCUCAAUGAAACUAAAUUACUGACUAACAAUGUUCUUACACCAUCAUCAUUAAUUAAUAAUACGAAUACAUCAUCAACUGUAUCAUUACUAUCACCAUCAACAUCUUUCGAUGAACAUCAUCAUGUAGAUCUAUCGCCUCAAUUAAUGCAAUCAAAAUCAGUUGAUUUAUCUGUUCCACUAACAAAUAAUCUUUUAAGUUCAACAAAAAAACCGAUACGUAAUCGUAAGAAACCUCCAAUACCAGCAACAACAACAACAUCAUCAUUAUUAUCGUCAUCAUCUGUAACUCUUCCACCAACUAAUCAAUCAUUAAUUCCUAUUGCUCCAAAUCCCGGUCGACCAUUAGCACCAGCUCCAUUAAAUGUUCAACGUGUUGUAACAACAAAUAAACGUUCGACAACAACCACAGCAUCAAAUAAAAAACGUAAUUCAAAAACAGUUACACAUUGUCAUAGUGAUAGUAUAAUAAAUCCUUCACCAACAAAUUCGUUUGCUGAAUCUAUAUCCGGUUUAAUGCAAAAUUUUGAUCAAGAAUUAUUAGCAUCAAAUUUUCUAUCACAAUCAGCAUUACCACCACCUCCAACAACAAAUAUUCUUUCAAAUGAUUCAUCAUCAAAUAUAAAUCUAAUUCGAACAUUAGAUAAUAUUGAUGUUAGACAAAUUGUUAAUACAACAAUUCAACGUACAGAGUCAUCUUAUCAAUCAAUGCCAACAUUUGAUGAAUUUAAUGAUGGACUUGAUACUGAAACAAAUCAAACAAUACAUGAUUAUAAUGUUGAUAAUGAACAAAUAACAUCGUUUAUGAAUGAAGAAGAUAUGCGUUUUGUUGAAAUGAAUUUUGAUGAAAAUACAUUUUUAAAACAAUUCGAUUUAGAUGAUGCAGGAAUUAAAUUAAAUGUUAAUUCUGAACAAAAUAUUUUUGCUAGUCUAUUAACAAAUAAUCAUCAUUUAAAUAAUCCAAUUGAACAAUCAAGUUCACCAUUACCAUUACCACAACCACCACCACCUCCUAUUUAUCCAGGAUCAUCAUUAAUUAAUAAUAAUGUUUUUACAACUGUUGUUCCAUUGGGUUUACAACAACAAUCAUCAUAUAAUAAUAAUAAUAUAUUUACUCAUAAGAAUACAUCAGCAUGUUUACCUGAAGAAGGUGUUCAAUUAACUGCUCGCCAUAUUGAACCAAGUCAAGUAGCAACUUAUGAAUCAGUAAAAUAUCAAGAUAUUCUUGACGAUUUAGUCACUGUAACCGAUCAAGAUGUCUUAAGCCAUGUUCAAGCUGCUGCUGCUGCAAAUGAUACGACCGUUAUUUCAACUGAUUUUUCUUUUGCUUUAAUUGAAGCAACGAAUGAAAUAAUAAAAACUGAAAUACAAGAUGUAGAAGAAACAGCAUCAACAUUUGUUGAUUUACGAUAUUUUUAUCCAAUUGAACAAGAACAAGAAAUGUUACAAAAACAAUUAGAGCAAUGCGAACAUAAAGAAGAACCUCAAUCAACUCUUAUUCAUGAAGAAAAAUUUGAAAGUGAAAUGAAUUCAUCAGCAGAAUCACCAAAAUCGGAUGAAGAUUCAGCAAUAACUGAUCUUGCAUCAAUCAUACAAAUCAAUCAAAUACAUUUAUCAUCUCCUGUUAAAGAAACAACACCAUCUAUUGAUUAUGAUGCCUUUCUUCUUCCUCCUCCAGCUCCAGCUCCAGCUCCAGCUCUACCACCACCACCACCACCACCACCACAGGCACCAUCACUACCACCUCCACUACCAUUACCAUCAUCACUACCACCACCACCACCAUCACCGGUACCGUCAUCAUUACUACCACCACCAUCACCGUUAUCAUCAUCGCUACCGCUACCACCACCACCACCACCACCAUCACAACCGGUAGCAUCAACGACAACAACAUCAAUGGAAUUUUCAUCUUCAUUUGAUCAAAAUUCUCGAAAAGCAUGUAUUAUAUUCGAACCGAUCUUAUCUCCAAUGAAUUCUCCAUCUCCAGCAAAUCCUCCACCUCUAAUGAAUCCUCCAUCUCCAAUGAAUGCUUCAUCUCCAAUGAAUUCUUUACGUUUAACAAAUAUGGCAUCUCCAAUGCAUCCUCCAUCUUCGAUUAAUUCUUUACCGUUAAUGAAUUCGCCAUCUCUAAUACAUCCUUCAUCUCCAACAAAUCUUACAUCUCCAAUGAAAAUCUCAGAUAAUGAACUCGUUCUUGAUUCUGGUUGUUUAAUAACUUCAUCUGUUGAAAAAUCGAAUGCUUUAAAUACUAAUGAUAUUGAAGAAUUAUUAAAUGAUACUGUCGAUAAUCCAUAUGAAAUUAUUGAGAAUCAAGGUCAAUCAUUGUCAUCGCCUUCUUCUACGAAUUUAAAUGUUAAUAAUCUCGAUCAUUUAAUUGAUCAAAUAGAAGAACCACCCAAAGAAAUUUUAGAAAAAAAUUUCCUUCAUUAUCAGCAAAUUUAUCAAGAAAAUCUGAAGAAAAAACCAAAAGAACAGUAUUCGCCAAUACCAUCAGUUAAAUUGAAACUUAAUUCAAUUUAUCCAAAGCAUAAAAAGAAACGAAAAACAUCUCCGUCACCUGUUCCUGUUUGUGAAAACAUUCGGCCACCAUUGAAGAUAAAAAUUCGAACAAAACUACCAUCACCACCACGGCCGUCAUCACCACUUCCUCCUCCUCCUUCUCCUCCAAAAGAAGAACUAUCAGUACCGAAAUUAAAAAUUCGUAAACCAAUUAAAAAACCUAAGCGUAAAAAAUCUUCAAUAGAAGAUGAUUUAGAUCGUGAAGCAAAGCUUUCCUUAAAAACUGAAUAUGCUGGUUUAACACGUUUUGAACAAUCAUUAGCCCAAUUAUAUCGUCAACAAUCAUCGCCAGAUACUCGAAUUCCGCCAACACCUGGAGAGAAUGAAGACUUAACAACUCGUCCUAAUAAACAAGAUACACCACCAAUACAUGAAAUGAAACAUAAUUCAAUAAAAUCACCAGAAAAUUCACGUAAAAAAAUAUCACAUUUAUUAAACUAUGAUGAUGAACCAUUGAAUAAUAAUACAUUUAUAACACCACCACCAGAGAUUGAAGCAAAUAUUCAACAUCAAAAAAUUUCGAAUGAUUAUCAACGAAGUCCAAAGAAAGUUAAAAAAUCGAAGCAAAGUUCUGUAAAUAAUCACAAAGAACAUUAUUCAUCAUCAAGAAAAUCAGAACAUUUUCCACCACCACCACCACCACCGCCACCACCAUCACAGCAACAACAACAGCAGCAUCACCACCAGCAGCAACAUCAGCAGCAGCAGCAGCAACAACAACAACAACAACCGUCACCAAUGCAUAUUGAUCCAUAUGCACAACCUUAUCAUCAUUUUGAUGCUAGAACUGCACCAUUUUUUAAUUUUCCGUUUCCAAAUCCAUUUAUGAAUCCACAUCCAGCACCACCAUCCAAUCAUUUUCAUCCUAAUUCAAUGAAAUAUCAUUAUCCAACGCCUGGUUAUCCAACACAUCAACAACCAUUUUCUUAUCAUCCACAUUUACAACGACAACAACAGUAUAAUAGCUCUAAUUAUAUGUGUAAGUUUUAA